UUCCUCUCGACCGUUCCGCGUAGAAUUAAAUAUACCGCGUGUCUGGAUAGACAGGAACUCAUCUCUUACUCACGAACAUUGCAAUAAUAAGAACGAGGUGCGCGAGUACAGACGCAGACGUUGAGUCGUCUUUUAUUUUUGUCCAUCUCGACAACGUGGGCCAAAAAAGUAACAACUCUUUUGACAAGAUGAAUCUCGGCAAUCUCAGUGAACGGUGAAAUGAUGAUAAAUAAAUUAAGGGAAAGACUAAUUGAAAUUUUUUAGGGACUAAUGAUUUGAAAUAUAUGUGUGUUGAAAUGCGCGAGGGCGGAAGUCUGGUGCUGUGUUUUCUUGUUUUGUUUUCGGUUAAUUUGGUUAAGUGUAUUACUGAAACUCCCGUGUUAGGAAACAAGGCGUCGAGAUGUUAUGAUGAUUUUAAUAGACCGCAAAGAUGCAUUCCAGAAUUUGAAAAUGCCGCUUUCAACGUACUUAUGGAAUCAACAAACACUUGCGGUGAAGAUGGUCCAUCCGAGUACUGUCAACAAACCGGUGCGAGUGUUAGUGGUGUGAGAAAAUCCUGUGAAAUAUGCUACACCAAUCAACAUCACCCUCAGUUUAUGACCGAUUUCCACAGCCAAGAUUAUCCGACAUGGUGGCAAUCUCGGACCAUGUAUGAGGGUGUGCAGUUUCCGAAUCAAGUGAAUCUGACUUUAAAAUUGGGUAAAGCGUUUGAUAUCACAUAUAUAAGAAUUUGGUUUUGGUCGCCUAGACCUGAAAGUUUCUACAUAUCAAAAAGAACUACUAAAGAUGGACCUUGGAUUCCUUAUCAAUAUUACAGUGCUACUUGCAGAGAUACUUAUGGCCUUCCUGACUCAACUCAUACCAUACGAGGCGAUGAGACGCGACCUUUUUGUAAUUCAGAAUAUUCAGACAUUUCACCCCUUAAGGGAGGAAAUGUUGCCUUCGGUACUUUGGAGGGUAGGCCCUCGGCUUAUAAUUUUGAUGAGAGUGCGGAUUUACAGGAAUGGGUGACAGCAACGGAAAUAAUGAUCACACUAGAUCGACUCAACACAUUUGGUGACGAAGUUUUCGGAGACCAAAGUGUUCUUAAAUCUUACUUCUAUGCUAUCGCUGAUAUUGCCGUUGGUGCUAGAUGUAAAUGUAAUGGACACGCUUCAGAAUGUGUUGUCUCCUCUCAAAUAAACGAAAAUCCAGUCAGAACCUGUAGAUGUGAGCACAAUACCGCUGGACCAAAUUGUGAACAGUGCUUACCGUUUUAUAAUGAUGUACCAUGGGGAAGAGCUAGUGCCAAAAAUGCCCAUGAAUGUAAAGAAUGUAACUGCAACGGCUUUUCUAACAGAUGCUAUUUCGACCAAUCUUUGUACGAAAUAACAGGCCACGGAGGUCACUGUUUAGACUGUAACGCCAAUAGAGAUGGACCGAAUUGUGAAAAGUGUCGUGAAAACUAUUACAUGAGAGAAGAUGGUUACUGUGUUCCUUGUGAUUGCGAUCGAAUUGGUGCUAAAAAUCUUCAGUGUAAUCUCGAAGGAAAAUGUUACUGCAAACCUGGUGUAACUGGUGAAAAAUGCCGUCAGUGCGAAGUAAAUUUCUAUGAGUUUUCUUCUUACGGAUGCAGAAGUUGUGGAUGCAAUGAGUCUGGUUCAGUUCAAAAUACACCUACAUGUGAUCCGUAUUCCGGGAAUUGUAACUGCAAGGAAAAUGUUGAAGGAAGACGAUGUAGAGAAUGCAAACCAGGUUACUUUAACCUCCAACAGGACAAUCCCUUUGGUUGCACUCCGUGUUUCUGCUACGGCCACUCAUCAAGUUGCAAGUCCGCGCCGGGUUAUUUCAAGUACAGCAUCGAAUCUGCGUUUUCACGAAACGACGAAAGGUGGAGUUCUGAAGAUAUAUACGGCAGGCCUUCAAACAUAAAAUACGACUCGAUCACUCAGAGUGUAGGUGUAAGGUCAAUAAAUGAAGAAAUUAUUUACUUUGUUGCGCCGCCGAGAUUUUUGGGCGACCAAAGAGCAUCCUAUAAUCAGCUAUUGGAAUUUGUAUUGAGGAUCAGCGAUAAUAGACCGACUCCAUCGCCGACUGAUAUUAUUGUUGAAGGGAAUGGCGAAUCAAUUACUAAUACGAUAUUUUCUCAGCAGAAUAAGCUACCGUCAGUAGAGAAUCAAAAGUUUAGUUUUCGUUUUCACGAACAUCCUGAUUAUGGUUGGCAACCCACCCUGACAUCAACGAAUUUUAUAUCAAUAUUAACAAAUGUAACGGCAAUAAAAAUUAAGGGGACUUAUACAUCAGCAGGAAGCGGCUUUCUAGAUAAUGUAAAACUAUCAACAGCCUUAAGAGGAGUGGCUGGACAAGCGGCUCAAUGGAUUGAAUCAUGUGACUGUCCAACAGGUUACGUUGGACAAUUUUGCGAGUCCUGUGCUCCCGGAUUCCGACAUUCACCUGCAUUUGGCGACUCUUUUCUUCCUUGUAUUCCAUGCGAUUGCAAUAAUCACGCCAGCAUCUGUGAAUCUGAAACGGGCAAAUGUAUCUGUCAACAUAAUACUGCAGGAGAUAAUUGCCAAUUUUGUGCUAGGGGUUUCUAUGGCAACGCUUUAAAAGGCACUGCCAACGAUUGUCAACCAUGUAUUUGUCCAAAUGAAGGACCCUGUAUACAAAUUGAUGAAGAGACCAUUACGUGUACAGAAUGUCCUAUAGGUUAUGCAGGACAUCGAUGUGAUUUUUGUUCGGAUGGCUACUACGGUGAUCCCAAUGGACAGUUUGGUACAAUUAUACCAUGCCGUGCUUGCGACUGUAACAAGAAUAUAGAUCCUAAUGCUAUUGGUAACUGCGAUACAAAUACUGGCCAGUGUUUAAAAUGCAUCUUUAAUACUGAUGGUCCUAAAUGUGAAGUCUGUUUAGCAGGUUUUUAUGGGAAUGCUUUAGUAUUACCAAAAGGAGACUGCAAACGAUGCGAGUGUCAUUUUCUUGGAAGCGAAAAAGACUUAAGCGGUGCCGCGAAAUGCGACCAAGCUACAGGUAUUUGCGAAUGCAAAAUUCACGUUGUCGGAAGAAAUUGCGAUACGUGUGAAGAUGGUUAUUUUAGUUUGCAUAGCGGAAACGGCUGCCAGAGCUGCAAUUGUGAUCCUGUGGGAUCGUUGAACGAGACUUGCGACAUUUUGACGGGACAAUGUUAUUGUAGAACUGGUGUAACUGGAUUAAGAUGUGAUCGUUGCGAAUCGAAGCAAUACGGAUUUUCUCCAGAAGGCUGCAAGGAAUGUUAUUGUGAUCCAGCUGGAUCGAAAAAAUUACAAUGUGAUAAUACUGGACAAUGUCUCUGUUUUGAAAACGUUGACGGUAGAAAAUGUGACAGAUGUAAAGAAAAUAAAUACGAUAGGCAAAGGGGUUGCAUAGACUGUCCGGAUUGUUAUAAAUUAGUCCAAAACGCGGUUAAAAUUCAUAACGAUAAAUUAGACAAAAUGGAAAAUAUCUUGGACGAAAUUGAAAACCAACCCACAGUAAUAUCCGACGAAGAAUUUCCUGAUAAUUUACGUAAAACGCAAAAAGAUAUAUCAGAACUAUAUUCAAAUAUCACUGAAAUAAUGGGAAAUGAGGGUUCUUAUCUGAAGAUUAAAAAUAUUAAAGGGAGCAUCAACGAAGUUGAACGUUCUUUAAGCGAGAUUGAUGAAAAUGUCUACAACAUCGGAACUAACAACUUAUUAACUAAAAACAACAUUCACCACGCUGAUGAAAUAUUAGACGAAAGUAAUGAAAAACUCCAAGAAAUAAAAAAUGAUAUUUUAAAUACGGCAACUAAAUCUUUGACUAAUGCCCAAGUUAGAGCAGAGUUAGCUGGUGAACACUCUGAGAAAAUGACAAUAAUAUCACACGAAGCUAGAGAUUUAGCCAGCAAGCUUGAUUCGCAAGCUAAUGAUAUCGUUGCUGCUAGUGGCAAAGCGAAACUGGAGUCAAUAGAAGCCUACAAGUUAGCUAAGGAUUCUGUUUCGGAACAAUCUCACCUAAUAGAAUUUAUCAAACAAUUAAAAAAUGAGAUGAAAGAAACUGAUAAACAAAUACAUUCGUCUAAGGAAUGGAUGAGAAACGUAAAAGAAAAAACUGAGACAGUAAAAAAGAACGCUUUAACAUUAUUUAAUGAAGUUGAAAAUUUAAUUAUUCCUAACGUAAACGUUGAUGAGUUUAAAGAAAAAUCUGUCGAAUUACAACAGAAAGCGGUGCUGUUAAGAAGAAGGUCAAAUAUCUUGUUUCAAGAAAGUGCAGAUUUAAAGAAGGAUAUUUCAAAACAAUUAUUAUUCGGAAAAGAUUUAAUGCAACAAGCAUCAGAUCAAUUUGAAGAGCUUAUGGACUUGAGAAAUGAUCUAGUUUUAUAUGAGAGCCAGGCUACCGGAGUUAUAAAAUUAUGGAACGAAAUCUGGGAUAAUGCGGAAAAUAACUAUCAGUUAUUAAAAGAAUUUGAUUCACAAACUAAAAAGAACAAAGAAGAAGCCGAGAAAGCCCUGCAAACAAUUUCUGAAAUACGAUCCAUUAUUGACCACAAUUCCAAUCAAACGAAGUUAUAUCAAGACCAUUUGGACCAGGCAGCAAAAAAUGCAGAUUUAGCUUUACAAAAAGCUCAUCAAGCAAAUGCUUUAGCCAAAAAUGCAUCAAUUAAAGCUGACAAUGUAAAGCAUGAAUCCGAAUUGUUAUAUAAAAAUGCAACUGCCUUGGUGGAAGAAGCUGGAUUAAUGUAUGACAGGGUGCAAAAUACAGAGGGAGAACUGAAAAGUUUAGUUGAGAAAACAAGAAGUAAUACCAGUUUAGUAAACGAAGCCAAGGAAAAGGUAGGACGUGCUGAACGAGAUACCGAAGAAGUAUCCAAUAAAGUACAUCAACUUCUUUCUGACAUAGAAAAUAUAAUGUUCGAAUUACAAAAUUCACCUGGCAUAGAUGAGAAGGAUGUGGACCGACUUGAAGAACAAAUUAAGAUAACGGAAGAAAGAAUUCGCCGUGCAAAAUUAGACGAACGAUUAAAUCGACUAACAGAAGAAAGAAAAUUAGAAGAAGAGCUAAUUGACAAGUAUAAGAAACAGAUAGCGAUGUUAGAAGUAGAAGUUGAUAAUAUAGAGCAAAUUGUAGAGAAACUUCCUAGUGGUUGUUACAGAAGACUGGAGUUAGAGCCGUAAUUGAUAAAUAAGUUUAUUUGUUGUUUUAUAUUAAAACUUUUACAAAUAGUGAUUUAAUAAAUAAUAGAUCC
Psylliodes chrysocephalus is the source of this 5221-nucleotide messenger RNA. The record is from the annotation of a GenBank genome assembly. Lineage: Eukaryota; Metazoa; Arthropoda; Insecta; Coleoptera; Chrysomelidae.